Sphenostylis stenocarpa is the source of this 534-nucleotide messenger RNA. Lineage: Eukaryota; Viridiplantae; Streptophyta; Magnoliopsida; Fabales; Fabaceae. The record is from the annotation of a GenBank genome assembly.
AUGUCAAGAACAGUGGAAAUCACAAUUUUAUCCGCAGAGAAUCUUCAAGUGAACAGAAAACCCGUCAAAGGAAAUACAUUUGUGGCUGUUCACUCCGACGCUAGCAGCGACGCAAGUCCUGUCACGAAAGUGGAUUCAGAGGGUGGAAGUUACCCUUCGUGGAAUGAGAAGGUUGUGGUGAACGUGCCGUUGCAUGCAAGGUUCAUAACCGUUGAGGUGAAGUGCAAAACGUCGUCGUCAUCGACGGGGUCUAACAGUGUUGGCGUGGCUCGAAUACCGGUUUCUGAUUUCAUUGGAGGAUACGUUCCAGAAAAUCAGUUGCAUUUCUUGAGCUAUAGGUUGUGGGACUGUAACGUUAGGAGAAAUGGGGUUAUUAACAUUUCGGUGAGGGUGAAAGUACCCGAACGUUCUUCUUGUACCUCCAAUUCUGUGUCGUUUUCGGCGGUAACUGGGGUGCCGGUGGCCGUUAAUGGCUCCACCGGAGUUGUCACAGGGAUUCCGGCUCUUUGGUUAAACUACCAAAGGAACCUUUGA